AUUUCUCGUAAGUACGUCCACGUGCACGGCAGCGUAGCAUCCUUGUAUUCUACAGGGCCUAAGCACCGCGAUCGUACUUCACUGCACCUUACCACCACCUGCACUACCGUGAUCAUCGCCCUCAAUGCAUAGCGCAACGUGCACGAAGGAACAACAAGAACGCACAGCCGCGCUGCAAGCGAAGGUGGACGAACUCAAACGCAAGUUACGGGAGCGCGAAGAUGCUUUAAAUGCAGUCUGGCGGAAAAUAAUUGAGCUUUGGCACCAUGUGGCAAAAGACGACGCUCAGAUAUUGAUGGACAGACUGGCUCAGAUUGCUAAUCGGCAGACUACGACUCAGUCCGACGACUACGGACUGACUCGGGAUGAUUGACGUGACUCUCCGACCGUCCUUCUCGAGAGUGUACGUACCGAUGCCAUGUAUUUG
Molecule: messenger RNA, 427 nt
Organism: Fomitopsis serialis
Lineage: Eukaryota; Fungi; Basidiomycota; Agaricomycetes; Polyporales; Fomitopsidaceae
Exons: 5
Coding region: 125-373 (82 amino acids)
Source: RefSeq, a predicted model, not a curated record